UUUUGGAUAGAUAGCAACAAUGGCUUUCGCUCUUCAUCAUUUUCUCUUAUCUAUCAUAUUGUUUGCAUUUGUCUCAGUGUCUUUAUCCGAGGGUCCAUUCCCUCCUUCCCACCACAAUGAAAAGCCUCCACCAGAAUUUCGCCCUCCUACGCUUCCAUCGCCACUUCACAAGCCAGAACCACGUUAUCCUUCUCCAUUUGUUCCGAAGCCUCCACCACUCCAUACACCCCCAUUUGAAGGGAAACCUCCCAUGAAAGAUGCUCGCCCUCCUACACUUCCAAAGCCAAAGCCACAACCACAACCACACCACCCUGCUCCUUUUAUUCCAAAGCCACCUCCCCUUCACAAGCUCCCAUUUGAAGGAAAACCUCCCAUGAAAGAUGUUCACCCUCCUACACUCCCAAAGCCACAGCCACACCACCCUUCUCCCAUUGUUCCAAAGCCACCACCCCUUCACAAGCCUCCUUUUGAGAAAAAACCUCCCAUGAAGGAUGGUCACUACUCUUCUCCUGCUGGUGCUCAUCAAUCUCCUCCCCUUCCCAAAGUCAAACCACCUGUCAUUCCAAAGCCUCCACCAGUGCAUGGAAAGGUUGCUCCUCAUAACAUCAAUGAACACUCCACUUCUUCCUCCCAUGAAAAGCCUCAUCUUCCUCUUACUAGUCCAUUUCACAAGCCAGGCUCCCCCAUCUUCAAUACCCAUGGGCAAUCGCACCCUCCUUUGAAGAAAUCUCCUCCCAAGCCAGUAAUCAAUCCCCCACCAAAGCAUGGACACCACAAUCCUCCUCUCAUGCAUUAGUCUCCUUCACCUCAUCCUACUCAUUAGAUAUUUUACAGGCAAUCCGUGGAAGAUAUAAUUAAAGGAUGGGCGGUUUAGAUUCUACUCAUCCGUAGUAGUAGUAUUAUAUGCUGGUUACACCAAUGAGAAAAAUGAUAGAAGACAUUAUUUCUUUACUCAGAAAUGUUGGCAUCGGUGAACUACAGAAGCAACGCGGGCUUCUCUAAAUAUUAUCGUAUUGUAAUGUUAUGUAUAGUUUUUAAUUAUAGUAAAUCGUUUUCGAUUCAUGUUAGCUAUA
This is a messenger RNA of Cryptomeria japonica (Japanese cedar), 1073 nucleotides long. RefSeq names its product early nodulin-75-like. The transcript has 2 exons. Lineage: Eukaryota; Viridiplantae; Streptophyta; Pinopsida; Cupressales; Cupressaceae. The record is from RefSeq and is a predicted model, not a curated record. Bases 20 to 796 code for a protein of 258 amino acids.